Messenger RNA from Penicillium manginii, 249 nucleotides. RefSeq lists its product as uncharacterized. Lineage: Eukaryota; Fungi; Ascomycota; Eurotiomycetes; Eurotiales; Aspergillaceae. The record is from RefSeq and is a predicted model, not a curated record. The transcript has 4 exons. Bases 1 to 249 code for a protein of 82 amino acids.
AUGGCCGAGUCAAAGUUGCGUGCACUCGGUGCAGGCUUAAAAAGCAAAAGUGCAGCGGUGAUGCUGGAGAUGGCGCUCCCUGCUUUCGAUAAGGAACGAUCAGGUGAAGAAAUGAAACGCGAGAUCUAUCAGCAUCACAUUGACCUACUCGCUGGAUCGCUUUAUCAGAGGUUACACAUCCCUAGUACGGUCCACUCGAAUGAGUUGCACCAUGAAAUCUACAUCGAGACCAAGAGAUUCUUGGGCUGA